UUAGUAACGGAUCCAAUGGGGCGUAUUUAUUGUUAUGUGGACUCAGCACAGAGCAGAGCACCCGGAAUCUCUGAAAGGACGUACCGGUCCGCCCGAUACGCGUCCCGCCCCCCAACAAGGUUCUUUGGUUGGCUCGCUAUAGUUCCGCCCUUCAUCGUCGGGUGUUUGACACUGCUAAACAGCGCCAUGUAUCGCUCUCUCCGAAACCUUCAGCGAUUAAAUAGCAGCCUCUUAGUAUUGCAAAAGAGCGCCAGUAUCAGAAAAGGCAGGCCCUGCCUCUCUGCAGCCUUUAUUUCGUCUAGAAUGGCCAGUUCGGAAUCAUAUCGGAUCGAGCGGGACACUUUCGGUGAACUGAAAGUUCCCAACGACAAGUACUACGGCGCGCAGACUGUCAGGUCUACGAUGAACUUCAAAAUCGGCGGUGUUACUGAAAGGAUGCCGGUUCAGGUUAUUAAAGCCUUUGGGAUUUUGAAAAGAGCUGCUGCAGAGGUGAACAAGGACUACGGCUUGGACCCAAAGAUUGCAGAUGCCAUUGCGAAGGCUGCAGACGAGGUCAUAGCUGGGAAACUGGAUGAACACUUCCCCCUGGUGGUCUGGCAGACCGGAUCAGGCACUCAGACUAACAUGAAUGUGAAUGAAGUCAUCAGCAACAGGGCCAUUGAGAUUCUGGGAGGGAAGCUGGGUAGCAAGGAUCCAGUGCACCCUAACGACCAUGUCAACAAAAGCCAGAGCUCCAACGACACGUUUCCCACAGCCAUGCACAUUGCGGCUGCCAAGGAGGUCCACGAGGUUCUCCUCCCCGGGCUGCAGACCCUGCACGACGCCCUGGCGCUGAAGGCGGCGCAGUUCCAGGACAUCAUCAAGAUCGGGCGCACCCACACGCAGGACGCCGUACCGCUCUCCCUGGGACAGGAGUUUGGGGGCUAUGUCCAGCAGGUGAAGUACAGCAUUGAGCGCGUGAAGGCGGCCAUGCCAAGGGUGUAUGAGCUAGCAGCCGGGGGCACUGCCGUAGGCACCGGCCUGAACACGCGCAUCGGCUUCGCUGAGAAAGUCGCAGAGAGGGUCUCUGUUCUCACAGGUCUGCCUUUCGUGACGGCGGGCAACAAGUUCGAGGCGCUGGCGGCCCACGACGCCCUGGUGGAGCUGAGCGGGGCGCUGAAUACAGUGGCCUGCAGCAUGAUGAAGAUCGCCAACGACAUCCGCUUCCUGGGCUCGGGACCCCGCUGCGGCCUGGGCGAGCUCAUCCUGCCGGAGAAUGAGCCGGGCAGCAGCAUCAUGCCCGGGAAGGUGAACCCCACGCAGUGUGAAGCCAUGACCAUGGUGGCCGCCCAGGUAAUGGGCAAUCAUGUCGCCGUGACGAUCGGAGGCAGCAACGGACACUUUGAGCUGAAUGUCUUCAAGCCCAUGAUGAUUAAAAACGUGCUGAACUCCGCCCGUCUGCUGGGUGACGCCUCCGUCUCCUUCACCAAGAACUGCAUGGAGGGCAUCGAGGCCAACAGAGAGAGAAUCAACAAGCUGAUGAACGAGUCACUCAUGCUGGUCACGGCGCUCAACCCACACAUCGGUUACGACAAAGCAGCCACGAUCGCCAAGACCGCACACAAGGAGGGCUCGACGCUGAAGGCCACGGCCGUCAAGCUUGGGUACCUGACAGAAGAGCAGUUCGACCAGUGGGUCAAGCCUCACGAAAUGCUGGGUCCCAAGUAGGGCGCUGCAGUGCACUGGGCUUGGGAAAUGCUCACUUCAUCUUUGUACAAUAAAAGAAACUCUCGGUGCAGAA
Molecule: messenger RNA, 1780 nt
Organism: Brienomyrus brachyistius
Lineage: Eukaryota; Metazoa; Chordata; Actinopteri; Osteoglossiformes; Mormyridae
Gene: fh
Product: fumarate hydratase
Exons: 11
Coding region: 16-1707 (563 amino acids)
Biological process (GO): tricarboxylic acid cycle; fumarate metabolic process; malate metabolic process
Cellular component (GO): mitochondrion; tricarboxylic acid cycle heteromeric enzyme complex
Molecular function (GO): fumarate hydratase activity
Source: RefSeq, a predicted model, not a curated record